UCCGCUAAACACAAGAACCCAAAUACUAACUUGCAACCACUCUCCAGCAAUUUUUCAGCAUCCUCUUCCCCUUCCCCUUCCCUUCUUCGCUUCUUCCACCCUCCUUGAAUCCUUCGCCUUUCUUUCCUACCGCAGCCGACCGUCCGGCAGCACUUCCGUUCCCCCUCAGACCUGUACCUUCUCCCCAAGAAACACCUUGAUUGCUCUUCGCUUGCUAUUGCUUUGCUUCUUUCCAUGGACCAGACAGAAGCCGCGGUCGCCGCUGUCCCGCCGCCGGUGCCCACGGCGGCCCCCGUCGUCCCGGUCGAUCUCACGGUCGUCAAGAAACGCCUCGGUGGCGGCGGCGACAUGGCGGUGCACGACUCAUCUGGCAGCCUCGCGUUCCGCGUCACGGCGGCGGACGCUGGUGGCAGAGGCAGGGCGCUCCUCGACGCCUCCGGCAGCACCCUGGUCACCGCGAGGAGCAUCGAGGGUGUGUGGCAAGCAUUCAGAGGAGUUAGUUCGGAACAGAAAGACGCCAUUUUUUCUGCAAAGGUAAUGUCCGCUUCUUCGAAGCGAAAGGAGGUACAUGUCCUUGUCCCACCGAGAAGCUCGUUCGAAGAUCCGAAACCAAGCUAUAUACUCGUAGGAAAUCCAUUUCAAAGAGCAUGCACAGUUAUAAACGGCAACUCCAUUGUUGCUCAGGCAAAUCUCCCGUACAAAUUAAACAAGCCCGUCUAUUCAAGACGCAAGUUUAGAGUCACCAUUUACCCAGGAAAUGAUAACAUUUUGAUCAUGGCAAUGAUUAUGACCUUCCUUGUACAAAAAUAAUAGAAAUGAUGAGUCGCACGUUGCUUUCAGAAAAUUCCGAGGAUGAUUUAGCUCCUUCUCUCACUGACCAAUUGCUCUUACUGAACGGACUGAUCUUGUAAAUAUUUCUUUGUUGUUCAGAUUAUUUUCUUGGUUGGUUCUUAUAUUGCUAGUUCAGAUUUAGUGAACAUAUCCUCACUGGCUAAGUGGUUAUGGAAAUGGGAGACUGAUGAAACAAUCUGGCGGCAGAGAGUUGUCCUCAAUAAAUAUGUGAAAUCACAGUGCAUUGCUGGGAUUAAACAUAAACCUGGAGACUCCAAUUUUUAGUCUGUAUUAAUGGGUAUUGAACACCUCUUUUACCCUCAUUGUAAAAGAAAAUGUGGGGGAAUGGAUAAAAAACUAGAUUCUGGCAGGAUUGUAUCAUAGAUUAUAUAGCAUCUGCUUUGACAAGGGCAUUUGUGUGGCAGAUGCUUUUGUCCGGGGAUGGGGAGGAUUUCAAUUUAGAAGAAUGUUUUGGGGUGGCCCUCUUGACCUGUGGAACAGUAUAAUAACAACUUGUUGCAUGCACUCAUUAAGUGCGAGCAUGCACGGAGAUUCUGGGAGGAAGCUCAGUUCUGGA
Lolium rigidum is the source of this 1408-nucleotide messenger RNA. RefSeq names its product protein LURP-one-related 7-like. The transcript has 3 exons. Lineage: Eukaryota; Viridiplantae; Streptophyta; Magnoliopsida; Poales; Poaceae. The coding region runs from base 235 to 810 and encodes 191 amino acids. The record is from RefSeq and is a predicted model, not a curated record.